UUUUUACUGAGUACUUACCUUCUAUCUUAGAACAUACUGCUUAGAGACAAAGCCAAGAUACAAAUUUAUCUGUAUGUAAUGAUAUAAAGUGCUUAGAAAUAAACCAAAAAAAUGGAAGUAUAAACCAAAUAUUAGUAUUUGUUAUCUGCUAGUGGUAAAAUUAUUGUUGAUAGAUUUGGACCUGCUUAUUUAUUAGACAUACAAAUGAAGGUGGCAAAUAGCUAUUUCAACCUUUCUGUUUAAAACUUAUUUUGGCUUUCUUUGUUGCUCCUCUGUGGAAUAUUUCAAAGAAAAUUUUAGAGUCAGUCUGAACAAAAGGAACUGGGUCAUUAGAGAGUGGUCUCUAAGCAGGGUCUUAAGCUGCGCUUUCAAACUCAACUUUCUUCUUCUUUCAGUUUUAUGGACAGACACUGAGACCAGGGCACCUGUGCCAUGGACACCUCUAUCAACAGUUUCAGCCCUCAGGUUUCCCAGUUCAUCCUGAUGGGUCUCCCAGGCAUUCACAAUUGGCAGCACUGGCUCGCCCUGCCCCUGGCUCUACUCUACCUCUUAGUUCUUGGUGCCAAUCUCCUCAUCAUGAUCACCAUCCAACAUGAGCCCAUGCUACAUGAGCCCGUGUACCAUUUUCUGGGAAUAUUGGCAGUGGUAGAUAUUGGUCUGGCCACCACUAUCAUGCCCAAGAUUCUGGCCAUCUUCUGGUUUGAUGCUAAGGCCAUCAGCCUCCCUGAGUGUUUUGUUCAAAUCUAUGCCAUCCACUGCUUCUUGAGCAUGGAAUCUGGCAUCUUCCUCUGCAUGGCAGUGGACAGAUACAUAGCCAUCUGUCACCCGCUCCGAUACCCCUCCAUAGUUACUGAAGCUUUUGUGGUCAAAGUCACAGGAUUCAUGGUGCUCAGGAAUGGCCUGUUGACCAUCCCAGUGCCUGUCCUGGCUGCUCAGCGACACUACUGCUCCAGGAAUGAGAUUGAGCACUGCCUCUGCUCUAACUUGGGAGUUAUCAGCCUAGCUUGUGAUGACGUCACUGUGAACAAAUUUUAUCAACUGGUCUUAGCAUGGAUCCUGCUUGGGAGUGAUAUGGCUCUGGUGUUUUCUUCCAAUGCUCUAAUCCUCCGCUCUGUGCUGAGGCUGAACUCAGCAGAAGCAAUGUCCAAAGCUCUGAACACCUGCAACUCCCACCUCAUCCUCAUCCUCUUCUUCUACUCAAUUAUCGUUGUGCUGUCUGUCACACAUCUAGCAGAGAAAAAGUUUCCCCUCAUCCCUGUACUCCUUAACGUGCUGCACAAUGUCAUCCCUCCUGCACUCAACCCCCUGGUAUAUGCACUCAGGACGCAGGAGCUCAGGCUGGGCUUCCAGAGACUACUUAGGCUGGGUGAAGAUGGGUCCACCAAGUAA
This is a messenger RNA of Loxodonta africana (African savanna elephant), 1389 nucleotides long. Its product is annotated as olfactory receptor 56B4-like. The transcript has a single exon. Gene Ontology annotation, biological process: G protein-coupled receptor signaling pathway. NCBI's taxonomy places the organism in Eukaryota, Metazoa, Chordata, Mammalia, Proboscidea, Elephantidae. The coding region runs from base 433 to 1389 and encodes 318 amino acids. The record is from RefSeq and is a predicted model, not a curated record. Gene Ontology annotation, molecular function: olfactory receptor activity; G protein-coupled receptor activity. Gene Ontology annotation, cellular component: plasma membrane.